UUUAUCUCUCCCCUGAGUUAAACUCUGUAGCCCUAAUAUACAAAAGGAAUUACAAAUUUACAGCCAUUUCUCUGAGCCUAAAAGGCAGCAUAAAAAAACCUACAAAAAUUUCGUUAAAUUCUGUAAACCUUAGACCGACAACAAUCGACUUGUUGCAGAAGAAAAAGUUUAAAUCUUUGGGCUGUAUUCUAGCUGUUCCUGCAGGUUGUAAAGCUAAGAGGAAAAAGAUGGAAAACGGAGGAGGGCCCAAUGAAAUCCCAGAAAAUGCUCCUGAACAUUGUCCAGGUCCACAAUCUGAAACAGCAGGAAAAUCGGAUGCUUGCCAAGGAUGCCCCAAUCAGGAAAUUUGUGCUACUGCUCCUAAAGGCCCUGACCCAGACUUGGUGGCAAUAGUAGAAAGAAUGGCAACUGUGAAGCACAAAAUACUGGUUUUAUCUGGCAAAGGCGGAGUUGGUAAGAGUACAUUCUCAGCUCAACUUGCUUUUGCAUUGGCAGCUAUGGAUUUUCAAGUAGGUCUCCUUGAUAUUGAUAUAUGUGGCCCCAGCAUCCCAAAGAUGCUUGGUCUAGAAGGACAAGAGAUUCACCAGAGUAACAUUGGAUGGUCCCCUGUUUAUGUUGAGUCUAACCUUGGGGUUAUGUCAAUUGGUUUCAUGCUUCCCAACCCUGAUGAAGCUGUCAUAUGGAGAGGUCCCCGCAAGAAUGGUCUAAUUAAGCAAUUCCUCAAAGAAGUUUAUUGGGGAGAGCUUGAUUUUCUUGUGGUUGAUGCUCCACCUGGGACCUCAGAUGAGCAUAUUUCAAUUGUUCAAUUCCUACAAGCAACUGGAAUAGAUGGUGCAGUUAUCGUCACAACCCCACAACAGGUAUCACUGAUAGAUGUGAGGAAAGAAGUUAGUUUUUGCAAGAAAGUUGGGGUGGAGGUUCUUGGUGUUGUUGAGAACAUGAGUGGUCUGUCCCAACCACUCACAGAAUUCAAAUUCAUGAGAAUGACAGAGACCGGUGAGCAAAAAGACAUGACCGAGUGGGCCAUAGCUUAUAUGAGAGAAAAAGCCCCAGAAAUGCUAAACUUGGUUGCCUUUAGUGAAGUUUUUGAUAGCAGUGGUGGAGGUGCUGCAAAGAUGUGCGGUGAUAUGGGUGUCCCUUUUCUUGGGAAAGUACCACUUGAUCCUCAGCUAUGUAAAGCAGCUGAAGAAGGGCGAUCUUGCUUUUCAGAUGAUAAGUGUCGUGCAAGUGCCCCCGCACUCAAGAUGAUAAUAGAAAAGAUGUUGGCUCAGAAAAUGAUCUCAAGAACAGAGAAUGGAGCAUAGUAUUUAUUGCUUUUUUAAGGCUUUCUAUACCUUUUCUCUUAUUAAGUUCUGGUACUUGUGACCAACCUUUUGUUCGUAAGGCAACUUUUAUCACUCCCGAUAUGGAUGUAUGAUGUGGAGUAUUAAAUUUUAGUGGUUUAGAUACGAUGAUUUGUGAAAUGAACAAGUUUGUUCCCAAUGAUAGUUGAAUAGACUGAUGAAUAAUGGAUGAGAAAUGUUAUCUCCUGUGA
Nicotiana tabacum (common tobacco) is the source of this 1534-nucleotide messenger RNA. Its product is annotated as cytosolic Fe-S cluster assembly factor NBP35. Gene Ontology annotation, molecular function: ATP-dependent FeS chaperone activity; ATP binding; 4 iron, 4 sulfur cluster binding. The record is from RefSeq and is a predicted model, not a curated record. Lineage: Eukaryota; Viridiplantae; Streptophyta; Magnoliopsida; Solanales; Solanaceae. Gene Ontology annotation, biological process: iron-sulfur cluster assembly. Gene Ontology annotation, cellular component: cytosol.